GCCAGCCCGCCCGGGGCGGCGGCGCAGAGCCGGGCGGCGCACGAGGCAGGCAGCGCGGCCAUGACGGCGGAGGAGGCGCUGCCCCUGGGCAAUGGGAAGGCUGCCGAGGAGGCGCGGGAGUCCGAGGCGCCGGGUGGCGGCGGCGGCAGUGGCGGCGGCGGGGACGCGGUGCCCGCGCGCGACCCGCGCGACAAGCGCGACAAGGCGGUCCACGAGCGUGGCCACUGGAACAACAAGGUGGAGUUCGUGCUGAGCGUGGCCGGGGAGAUCGUUGGGCUGGGCAACGUGUGGCGCUUCCCCUACCUGUGCUACAAGAAUGGAGGAGGGGCAUUCCUGAUUCCCUAUGUGGUGUUUUUUAUUUGCUGUGGAAUUCCUGUUUUUUUCUUGGAAACAGCUCUGGGGCAAUUCACAAGUGAAGGUGGCAUUACCUGUUGGAGGAAAGUUUGCCCUUUAUUUGAAGGCAUUGGCUAUGCAACGCAGGUGAUUGAGGCCCAUUUAAAUGUGUACUACAUCAUCAUCCUGGCAUGGGCCAUUUUUUACCUGUGCAACUGCUUCACCACGGAGCUGCCCUGGGCCACCUGUGGGCAUGAGUGGAACACAGAAAAUUGUGUGGAGUUCCAGAAACUGAAUGUGAGCAACUACAGCCAUGUAUCUCUGCAGAAUGCCACCUCUCCGGUCAUGGAGUUUUGGGAGCACCGGGUCCUGGCCAUCUCUGAUGGGAUCGACCACAUUGGGAGCCUCCGCUGGGAGCUGGCCUUGUGUCUCCUGGCAGCCUGGACCAUCUGUUACUUCUGUAUAUGGAAGGGGACAAAGUCUACAGGAAAGGUUGUGUAUGUCACCGCCACAUUCCCUUACGUCAUGCUUCUGAUCCUCCUCAUACGCGGGGUCACGUUGCCUGGGGCCUCUGAGGGCAUCAAGUUCUACCUGUACCCCGACCUCUCCCGGCUCUCCGACCCACAGGUCUGGGUAGAUGCUGGAACGCAGAUCUUUUUCUCCUAUGCCAUCUGCCUGGGCUGUCUGACUGCUCUGGGAAGUUAUAACAAUUAUAACAACAACUGCUACAGGGACUGCAUCAUGCUCUGCUGCCUGAACAGCGGCACCAGCUUCGUGGCGGGGUUCGCCAUCUUCUCGGUCCUGGGCUUCAUGGCGUACGAGCAGGGCGUACCCAUUGCCGAGGUGGCAGAGUCAGGCCCUGGCCUGGCCUUUAUCGCCUACCCCAAGGCUGUCACCAUGAUGCCUCUGUCCCCUGUGUGGGCCACCUUGUUCUUCAUGAUGCUCAUCUUCCUGGGGCUGGACAGCCAGUUUGUGUGCGUGGAAAGCCUGGUGACGGCCGUGGUGGACAUGUACCCCAAGGUCUUCCGGAGGGGCUACCGGCGGGAGCUGCUCAUCCUGGCCUUGUCGGUCGUCUCCUAUUUUCUGGGCCUCGUGAUGUUGACGGAGGGCGGCAUGUACAUCUUCCAGCUCUUCGACUCCUACGCCGCCAGCGGGAUGUGCCUCCUCUUCGUGGCCAUCUUCGAGUGCGUCUGCAUCGGCUGGGUGUACGGAAGCAACCGGUUCUAUGAUAACAUCGAAGACAUGAUUGGCUACCGGCCAUUGUCACUCAUUAAGUGGUGCUGGAAGGUCGUGACCCCCGGGAUCUGCGCGGGCAUCUUCAUCUUCUUCCUGGUCAAGUACAAGCCACUCAAGUACAACAACGUGUACACCUACCCGGCCUGGGGCUAUGGCAUCGGUUGGCUCAUGGCCCUGUCCUCCAUGCUCUGCAUCCCACUCUGGAUCUCCCUCCAGGUGUGGAAGACGGAGGGGACGCUGCCUGAGAAACUCCGGAAGCUGACGACCCCCAGUGCUGACCUGAAAAUGCGGGGCCAGCGUGGGGCAGGCCCACGGACGGUGGCGGUCAAUGACUGUGACGCCAGACUCAAGGGUGACGGGGCCAUCGCCACCAUCACAGAGAAGGAGGCACACUUCUGAGCGGCGCCCUCCCCCCCCCCCCCCGUGUGUAAGCGAAUGCCUGAAACACGUGCUUCUCCUAAUGGUAGGGCUUGCUCCUUUGCACAUGAUUCAUUAACACGUUAAUUUUCAGGUGGCCGCGGUACACCGCGCACUCUGGUUUAAAGUCACAUUCCUCUCCUCGCCCCGUCAUCGUGGCAGUAACCACUGCGAAGAGAUAAUGCUGUACAGCAACUAGCGGAAUGUUCUCGUCCUAGGGCAGUUUUAAUCAUUGUUUUCUAGGGGUUAGGAAAAAGUGUAUAAUAUUGUAAAACUUUUAUACUUGGGCAGGUGGGGGGAGCGGUGCCUGUCCUCCUCUGUCAGCCUUUCAACCUGUCCCUGACCCUGUCUCCGACCACCGGCAGCCACCUCCUCCACCCUCCCUGAGCUCCUCCAGGGGCUCAUCCUGAACCUUCUCUUGUCCAGGGCAGCGAGCUUGAUGCAGCAAGGUCAAGGCUGUGGGGCAGAGAAGAAAGGUCCCAUCAGACUCAGGACUCCUGGGUUGGAGUCCCCCCACCCCCACCACCCUGAUCCCACUAAGUGACCUUGGGCACUCCCUUCCCCUCUCUGUGCCUCAGUUUCUCUACGUCCCAAAUUGGGGAAGGGGCUGGAUUGGCUGUUCCCACAGGGACUCUCUUUGCAUGCCUUGCUGGCUGCAGGACCUGCCUUUGAUCUUGGCUCUUCUGGAGAUUUGCAGGCAAUAAUCUUAGCGCUCCCCACUCCUCUCCCCACCUGCUUAUUUAAAAUCAAGAUUAUCACGGAAAUGCAAUCGUAGGGAUAUGUGUUUUCCCCCAAAGCUUUAGUUUUAUCUCAUCCGGGAGCAGCCUGGCUUGCUGGUGCCCAGUGGGUCCUCAGUCCCCAUGGCCUGGCCUGCCCUGCCCUCCUGUCCAGUCCUCUGCUCUCACCCUCAGCAGGGCUGGUUUUCUGGGUCAGGAGGCGCUGUCUGCUCUUGCAGCUGCCUGACCAGGAUCUAUGUCUUAGUCCCUUCCUUCAGGGAGCUACAGUGGAGCCUGGCGUCCUCCUGAGGCCUCCCACGGCCUACCUCUUCUCCCUCCUGCUGUCCCCUCCCCGCCCCCACCAGCCUGCCUCUCAGAUCUUUCCCCAUCCCGCCCGCUCUGUCGCUCUGUCGCCAGGGGACUGAGAAGGCCCCUCUCCUGCUGGAGGGAGAAGGGCAUCCGGAGUCCGCAGGGGGCUGCUGUCGCCCCCGCCCCCCUGGCCGCAGACCCCUUGGCCCAUACCGCUCUGCUUUUCUGACUGGACUUCGCAUCAACCCUCCGCCGUGGUGUCUGAGCUCUCUUAGAGGUGGGGAAGGUGCAUGUGUUUUUCCUUUCCCUGUAUGCUCCCAAUUUGAUUUGGUGGAAAUGUGAGCUUCUUCCAGAUCCAGUCAGGGGAUCCAUGUGGUUUCUUCACCCACAAGUUUCCAAACUCCCAGUGUGUCUGCUCUGGCCAGCCCCCACCUGAAGUCCAAGCUUGCUAAGAGGGAUGCCCAGUGCCCCUCUGGGCAGGGAGGGACGCCAGGGCUAGCCGCCUCCCGCCCUGUGCAGGCAACGCAAGCCUGCCUGGCUUCCAACAGACAGACCACCGUCCCCCUCGUCUCCCUGAGCCGUCUGGCCCGAACUGGGCGCCCUGCACGCGCGGCCCUCACCCGCUCCCCUGCAGCAAGAGUCUGGAGGAAGCCUUCCCGGCGCCGCGCGGCUGGCUGUCCACCCAGCCCUCCCCGGGCACGGACGCCUGUGCCGCUCACGUGGCUCCUGGGGCUCGGCUCACGAGUGGUGCGAAACCACUCAUGGGGCAGGUGGAGGGCUGAUUGCUGUCUUUUGUUUUUUGUAAUUUCCUACAAGUAUUUGGGUAACUCUGGGGGUGGGGAGGGCACCGUGGGGCAGGGGAACACAUCAUUAUGAUGACUUUUUUGAUAUUCAUUAGAAACAAUACAUCCUUUCCGAGAUAUUUACGGUAUUAUUAAAAAAUGAAAAAGGUUAUUGGGUGUUCAAAGGCACAAAAUUGUCUGCUUACUCAUUUUUAAAAAUUAAAGAAAUGAACAAACUA
Microcebus murinus (gray mouse lemur) is the source of this 4032-nucleotide messenger RNA. It is a transcript of the gene SLC6A11, whose product is annotated as solute carrier family 6 member 11. Gene Ontology annotation, biological process: sodium ion transmembrane transport; neurotransmitter transport; amino acid transport. Gene Ontology annotation, cellular component: plasma membrane; cell projection. The record is from RefSeq and is a predicted model, not a curated record. Gene Ontology annotation, molecular function: gamma-aminobutyric acid:sodium:chloride symporter activity. Lineage: Eukaryota; Metazoa; Chordata; Mammalia; Primates; Cheirogaleidae.